Messenger RNA from Frankliniella occidentalis (western flower thrips), 1405 nucleotides. RefSeq names its product DNA (cytosine-5)-methyltransferase 3C-like. The record is from RefSeq and is a predicted model, not a curated record. Lineage: Eukaryota; Metazoa; Arthropoda; Insecta; Thysanoptera; Thripidae. Gene Ontology annotation, molecular function: methyltransferase activity. The transcript has 9 exons. Bases 204 to 1391 code for a protein of 395 amino acids. Gene Ontology annotation, cellular component: nucleus.
GACGCUCGUCCGGUGAGACCCUAGACUUGUGGCCUCCUAGUCGCGACUGACUGUGGAGUGAAGCUGAACCCUAAUGGAGCCCAUCGGCCAACAGCUUCUUUCGUUUUAAGCGGCCGGUUGUGCUACACUUGAAAUUUUAAACCAUCGACUUCUUUGUCAUUUCCUUUUAUGAAAACUGACGACUUUAGUGUGUAUCUUCCACUAUGAGUAAAUCUGCAAGAAUACAUGCACAUCCGUGCAUUGUUUGCAACGAACUCGUUGAGAAAAGCCUUUGUCAGGAUCAUCCAUGGUUAUAUGGACUUGCCUGCCCUAACUGCUUAGUAACCUGCAAGUCUACAUCUGCAAAGUGGUUCAAUACCGUAUCAUUUGAGUGUGAAAAUUGUGGUGACAUAAAGAACUUGACUAUUCACUUGGACAGACUGGUUUGUUUGAAUUGCAUUGAUCAUGACAGUGAUAAAAGUUCCUCAAAAGCCAGAUAUGAUUGGAUGGAAAAGAUAACAUUGCUGCAUCUGAAAAACAAACGAGAAAAGAGGCCCCUUAGAGUUCUUUCUCUGUUUGAUGGAAUUGGAACUGCACUUCUUGUAUUGGAUACCCUAGGAUUUGAGAUUGAAGAGUACUUUUCCUGUGAAAUAGAUGAUGCAGCAUUAGCUGUUCUAAAUUUUCACUUUCAUGGCAGGAUCAAGCACUUGGGUUCUGUUAAUACUUUAACUGCAGAGAAGCUGCGGUCUCUUGGCCACAUAGAUCUACUUCUUGGUGGGUCUCCUUGUAACGAACUUAGUUUAGCUAAUCCAUGUCGAAAAGGACUUUAUGAUCCAACAACAUCCGGAGUACUCUUUUUUGACUUCAAUAGAGUUCUUAAAUUUCUUCAAGCAUCUUCUAUCAGAAAUGGCCGAAUGUUCUUCUGGCUUUUUGAGAAUGUUGCAGCUAUGCCGCAUGACUUCAGGGACACCAUUUCUAAAACACUGAAUUGUAAACCAGCAACAUGGGAUGCCAUUCAAUUUCUACCAGCCAAAAGAGCUCGUUUAUUUUGGGGGAAUAUUCCUGAAAUGCAUCGAAAGCAGAUUGUGAACACACCUCCUCCAUUACUUGAUGAUAUACUCGAGCCAUACCGCAAAGCUUUGGUACAAUCUUUACCGACCCUGACUACUACCUUCCAUUCACAAACAAGUGGUAAAGAACUGCAGUUGCCUGUGAUGCAAGAUGGAAAUGAAGAUGGUUUACUUAUCACUGAAAGGGAACGACUAUUCGGGUUUCCCAGCCACUUCACAGAUGCAGAUAUCUCUCUCACUAAGCGUCAACGUUUGCUAGGUAGAGCAUGGAGUGUGCCUGUAAUUGAAGAAAUUCUAUUUCCUUUGACAACAUUAUACAAAAAGCGACAAUUAAAGCAUUAAGAUGUUCAGUGUCA